UACGGAGUAGUACCAGGCUUCAAUCAUUGUUACGUUUCACGAUGGCAACGGGCAAGCACCGCCUCCGUAGCAUGGCCACUCCGGACGUAGUCGAACCAGGACACGACUGUGCUGCGCCUCCCGUGGACUUUAAAAAAAGCAGCCCGCUAGCCGGGACGGGUUAGCGCUGCCGCUUGGGGGAGGCGUCAUUACCCAGGUAGGCAGGUACGCUGGUACUGACCCGGCUGGUCAUGACCGUUCCGUUACCACAGUACCGUCGGUCCGAUCCAUUUUCCGACCGCAAACUCGCCGGUCGAGUUCAGAGCCGCCUGGAGCCUGGUCACGGCUGGUAUCGCCCACAUCCUCCAGCCACUUCUUCUGCCUUUCCUCGUGUCAACUCCAACAUCUCUCUCUCUCCUUCCCUUUCCCUUUCCCUUUCCCUCUCCCUCUCCCUCUCCCUCUCCCUCUCUCUUGAUCUCUCUUGCUCUUUUGCUCUUUUGCUCUCGCUCUCUUGGGUCAGGUCCGCUCUGCUCCUUGGCUCCUGGACCCAUCGGCUCAUCCAUGCCUCUCAACCCACGGACAACAGCCUGUUUUCCAUUAUUCUCCUACAUCUGGAUUUUGAUACCUUACUUUGUUACCCGUUGAUUAUUUGUCAGACGGUUGGUGUUGCAUCGCCUCUUUUCUCCCACCCCUUUUUACAACAACCGCUUAGUCCCGGCUUCUCCUGCAGCCUAACUAAGCACCUUCACUCUGCCAAACAUCCGUCACGGAUUCACCAGAUGGGUUGACCCCCCCAGUCCACCCGAUCGAUCUUCGGUUGAUAGCAGUGUCGAGCGUUUUGUUUCAAAUCAUCCUGCAAGCACCACUGCUAUUUUUGUCUUCCUGCAAGG
Molecule: messenger RNA, 869 nt
Organism: Aspergillus steynii IBT 23096
Lineage: Eukaryota; Fungi; Ascomycota; Eurotiomycetes; Eurotiales; Aspergillaceae
Exons: 3
Coding region: 231-767 (178 amino acids)
Source: RefSeq, a predicted model, not a curated record